CAAGAUAUUUACGAGUAGGUGGUACAUAUAAAGAUCGUAAAGAUUUAAGUAUAUUGAUAAACUAUGGAUUCUCAAUUAUAGAAAAUGGAAGUCUACAUAUAGCAAAGGCUUUAAUAAUUGUACGAUUAAUUGCUUCUUUCUUAGGACUUGCCAAAAAUUGA
Scutellospora calospora is the source of this 161-nucleotide messenger RNA. NCBI's taxonomy places the organism in Eukaryota, Fungi, Glomeromycota, Glomeromycetes, Diversisporales, Gigasporaceae. The record is from the annotation of a GenBank genome assembly.